AUGCGCAAAAGGUUUUCCAGGAAGGUUAUCAGAGAUUUCGAACCUGUGUAUGGCGGACAAUCUCGACAGACGACGUUCGAGACCAAACUGCUUGGCAUCACUUUUGCCACUCCCUUGAUGGUCCAUGUUGUCAAGGCGGACCUCACCCGCCACAUUCCCCAUCUGACCAAGCCCUUGUCCAGCGAGGUCAAACAGUCAAUUACUGAGGCGCUGGGAGCCAGCACAGAGUACGUCGAGGUGAACGUUUUUCAAAAGCUUCUGCGUGUGGUCGCCAUCGUGUCAGGUCUUGCCUUCGUCGGGCCAGAUAUUUAUCGCCAAGAAGAGUACAUCAACAACAGUAUCACUUUCACGAUCGACCUAUUCGGAGCUGUCGCACAAUUGAAGCGAUGGCCGAACUGGGGCCCGGUGCGCCCAGUUGCCGCACGAUUCAUUGCGCCGGUCAAGAGGCUCCAUGCACAUCGCGAGAAGGCCUACGCGUUUUUGAUACCUCUGAUACAGGAACGCCGGAAGUCUACCGCCGCUAUCAAAGACGGAGAGAAGCCCAAAGAUAUGCUGCAGUGGAUUUUAGAGAAAGCUGACAAGUUCGACACCAAACAAGACCAGGAAAUUGCGAUGAUCUUGAUCCUCCUUGGUGUUGCAGCCAUUCAUACAACCUCCUUAACAGUAACACACAUACUUUAUGAUCUCAUUGGCUACUGUCCCGAGGCGAUUUCUGACCUCCGCGAAGAGAUUCGGACAGUCUUGGCUGCCCACGACGGCAAUAUCACAAGCGAAGCUCUCUACCAGAUGAAGCUCCUUGACUCGGUGAUGCGCGAGUCGGCGCGCGUGAAUCCAACCAACGUCAUGCGGAUGCAGCGCUGCGUACUGCAGCCUUUCCAGUUAUCAGACGGCACCGUCAUCCCCGCCGGCGUCGACAUCGCCGUGCCAGCGCUCCCGGUCAACCUGGACGAGGCGAAGUACCCUGACCCGCUGCGCUUCGACCCGUAUCGCUUCGUACGUCUUAGGUCAGGAGAAAAGCCAGACCCCAUCGGGUACGGCAGCCGCGAGCUUUACCAGUUCAUCUCGGUGACAAAGGAAAAUAUGGCCUUUGGGUUCGGCAAGCCCGCAUGUCCGGGCCGUUUCUUCGCCGCUACCGAGAUCAAGUUGAUUCUAAUUUAUAUUUUGCAAGAGUACGAUAUCAAGAUGCCGGAUGGACUUGAGGGUCGGUACGCGAAUACGGUCCGUGGUACUUCUAUUACUCCGGAUUUCAGCAAGAAAGUGAUGAUUCGGAGAAGAGCAUAA
Diaporthe amygdali is the source of this 1281-nucleotide messenger RNA. Its product is annotated as ent-kaurene oxidase. Gene Ontology annotation, molecular function: oxidoreductase activity, acting on paired donors, with incorporation or reduction of molecular oxygen; monooxygenase activity; heme binding. NCBI's taxonomy places the organism in Eukaryota, Fungi, Ascomycota, Sordariomycetes, Diaporthales, Diaporthaceae. Bases 1 to 1281 code for a protein of 426 amino acids. The record is from RefSeq and is a predicted model, not a curated record. The transcript has 4 exons.